AUGGGCAUGGGUACUUCUCGGUCCAAUGAUGAAGCAGGGACUAGUCGGGAUGGGUCGUUGUUUCAAAAUCCAGCUAAUGAGGAUUGUAUGGAAGACCACAGUGAUCCGGGCUACGAGUACCCUGCUAAUGAGGAUUAUAUGUAUUAUACUGAUCCGAAUGAUUUGGACUACACAUUAGAGAGUGGUGAAAGCGAGGAAGGGCGUUCAGUGUCUUCAGAAAGUGAUAAUAACGGUUAUGAAUCCGAGGAGUUUGAAGAAGAAGAAGUAUUAACUUCCGUACCAGGGCAGCGCAAAUAUAGCGAAAUGGGAAAAUGGGAUCCGUCCAGUAUUGACAGAGAUGAAUUCAGUCUUCCUAAGUGGGAUGGGACACCCGAUUCCAUAAAGUUAGGCACUUGCUUCAAGAAUAAGAAAGAAAUGCGUGCCUCGUUGAAGGACCACGAGUUGUGGGAAAUGGUGAAAUGGAGCAAUGUACACAAUUGUUUGAACGCCACCAAAAAGAAUAAUCAUCGGAAUGUGAGUGCUUCAUUCAUUGCUCAACUCAUCAGGUAUAAGGUUAAAGUCGACACGGAUUAUAGUGUCGCGUCAGUUCAAGUCCAUGUGAAAGAGAUGUUAGAUGUGGAUGUUUAUUACAAGAGGGUAUGGGGCGGAAGGCAAAAAACAACCGAGCUUGUUUAUGGCGAUUGGGUAUCAAACUUUGUGUAUUUUCUAAGGUACUUCGCAGCACUUGUAAAGAGCAAUCCGGGCAUAGUGGUAGAGCAAGAUAUUGAUGAGUUGUUUUGUCUUCAACACAUCCGCAACAACUUGGUAGCUACAUUCAAAAGCAAGAGAAUCCGGCGGUUGUCUUGGGAAAUGAGCGAAAAGCUUUCAUUAAGAAAAUUUAAAGAACACAAGCAAGAGUCGCGUCAAUUCAAUGUGAAAGCCCAUCGCUAUAUUCAAGAAAUUGAUCUAUGCCAAUGGACUCUUGUAAAGGAUGGAUACCAUCGUUGGGGUAAUUUGACGACGAACAUAUAUGAGAGUUAUAACAAUGUACUCAAAGGUGUCCAUUUCCUCCCUAUUAGAGCAUUGGUGGAAGCAACUUUUCACAAAAUUGUGCUUUUGUUCCUGGAAGAAUAUGAAGCAUCGUUAAAAUGCAUCACUCUGGUCUCUACAGAGCUGUGGGAGGACUUUGUGAAAUAUGAGAAGAGAGCCACAAGUCACAAAGUUGAUAGUUAUCCGAAUACUAAGUUCAAGGUGACAACAAAAAUGCGGUUAGGCGGUAAGGGUGGCAACAUGCAAACAGUGAGAUAUCAACAGAAAAAAUGUUCUUGCAAGAAGUGGCAAGAGUAUAGGAUGCCUUGCUCACACGCACUAGCUGUGUGCCGUGACAUCGGAGAUCAACCAAUCAAUCUAGUGGAUCCACAUUACAGGACAGUGGCAUAG
Messenger RNA from Oldenlandia corymbosa var. corymbosa, 1419 nucleotides. The record is from the annotation of a GenBank genome assembly. Lineage: Eukaryota; Viridiplantae; Streptophyta; Magnoliopsida; Gentianales; Rubiaceae.